CACUUCAUAUGUUUCAAUAAUGUAUAUGGGACUGCCUCCAUAAAAGCAUCCAUAUAGCUGGAACCCCAAGUUUGGUGCUGUUUUUGGUCCCCCAAAUAAUACUCCUUAAAUUCCAUAUAUCCUAAUUUCGAAUAUUUCCUCAGUAACCUAAAAUACCACUUCAAUUAUCAUACCUUCGUUUUUAAUACCCGAAACCAUGGAGGAUCGGGUUUUGAAGGAUUCGAAUUCGAACGUUACUCUGACAUCGAGCAAUACUAUAUUCUAGUAUAUAGUAUGGCUAUGGCUACCUACCUUGUUGUCUACUUAAACUAUGUACAUUAUGCCAUGACUACAAAGCACAACACAUAAUGCAACAACAACAAACAUUUCAACAAAUCAACAAAAACAACAGAAAACAGAGGCAUUGAGUGAUUUUACCUGUGAGAAAGAUAUGUUCAAGUCGGGAAGAUGGAAGGCCCAAAACAGCAAGAUCAAAGUCAUGUUCCAGUUGCAAUUUCAAGCAACACAGGUGCCAAAGGUGAAAGGAAAAGGGUUGAUGAUAUCUUUGAUCCCAGGGGAUAUUGGGAAGCCUACAGCGAAACUAGAGAAAGCUCCGGUUGUUGAAGGGACUUGUACAUGGGAAGAUCCUAUUUAUGAGAUGGUUAAAUUGGUUAAGAAUCAGAAAACCGAAACAUAUAAAGAGAAAAUUUAUUUCUUCAAUGUGCAAACGGGAUCUUCGAAAUCAGGUUUUAUUGGAGAAGUUGGGGUUGAUUUUGCUAAUUUUGCAGAGGCAACUGAACCUUUACAACUUUCUCUCCCCUUAACAGCUUCAGAGUCUGGUGCAAUUUUACAUGUGUUCAUCCAAAAGAUGCAACGAACGGAUGAACAGAGUUUCAGGGAGUCUGAAGAGAAUGAGUCUCUGAGGUCUGAAUCACUCAGAUUGAAGAAUCAAUUAAGUGAUAGCAGUGAAAACGGGAAUAUCCUUGAUUUUGCUGAAGAUACAACUGUUUCAAGGAACUCAAAACCUGUGAAUAAGAAGGUUGAAAAGCAUCAAAAACAAAGAUCAAGCACAGAUUGGUCAAUGGGUUCACUUUCAGAUAGAAGUAUGGCUGAUUUAAUAAACAGCCCAGAGCACAACAAUCAAAUUCAAAACAAUGAGGAUCAGAGACUUUAUGCUGAAGCAUCAAGAAAUGCAGUUGAAGUUUUGAAAAGUAAUGUUUCAAGGUUGGAAAGGCAAGUGGAAAUGUCAGAUUUGGAGUUGGAAUCUCUUCGUAAGCAAAUACUUAAAGAGAAUAAACGAGGACAAGAUCUGUUGAAGAAAGUAACUGAACUUCAGGAGGAGAAAGAAGCACUUGAAGAGGAAAAGAAAAAAGAUAUUGCUACAAUGAAGGAGUUGUAUGGUGAACUAGAGGUUGAAAAGAGGGAGAAAGAGGGGUUGAAGGUUCAUGUUGACGAUAUUACCCUCGAUUACAAGUUUUUAUUACAAGAGAAUGAAGACAUGUCUUUGAAAUUAGAGAAUGUGGAGAAUGAAUAUUCAAAUUCGUUAACCAUGGUUAAACAGUAUGAAAUCCAAGUGAAGAGAUUAGAGGAAAAGGUUAUGAAUCAAGCUUUGGAAAUUUCACAAUCUUUUGAUACGAUUAGUGAAUAUGAAACGCAUAUUAAGGGAUUAGAGAAAGAAUUGGAGAAACAAGGGCGUGAUUUUGAAGAUGAUGUGGAAGAUUUGAUGAAAUCCAAAUUAGAAACAGAUGAGGAUUUGAGAAACGCAAGGUUAGAAAAUCAAAGUUUGAAGCAACAGAUGAGAGAAAUGCAAGAAGCAGUUGAGAACUCAAAUGUAGAGCUUUCGUUGAUGAAAAGUACACACAAGAAAGAAGUAGAGAAGCUUUGUGAUCAAAUGAAUAUGCAAGAAGAACAGAUUAAGGAAAUGUUAUUAGAGCUUGAAAAAGUUGGAGAAAGAGAAGUAAUGGUGAUGGAAUUUGGGUCUUUAAAGAUGGAAACAGAAAAACUACAGAAGGAGUCGACAAAUUGGACAAGUUUGAUGAGUGAAAAGAAUGUUAUGAUUAGAACUUUGCAAUCAGAACUUAAAAUGCUAAGAGAUGAUUACAAUGAGUUGCAAAAAAGAUUAUUGGGAAUUGAGUCAGAGAAAGUCAACUUAAGGAAAGAAGUUUCUAAAUUAGAGCAUAACUUAAGGAAGAAGGAAGAUCAGCCAAAACAUCUGAAACUAUUCCAGGAAAGUAAAGUAGAUUGUGAUGUGAGCACUAGCAAACAUGAUGAGCAGAAGGUGAACAAAUUAUUAAGUGAAAUAUCAUCAUUGGAUGAAAAGAACAAACAUAUGGAAAGUGAGCUGAAAGAGAUGCAGGAAAAAUAUACAGAAAUAAGUCUUAGAUUUGCUGAGGUGGAAGGUGAAAGACAACAACUGGUAAUGACUUUGAGAAAUAUUCGAAAUGGUAAGAAGAAAUAGGACUACAGUAGAUAAUAAUAAUAACUGUAACAUACUCUGUGGGGUUUUACUUUUACCUCAACAUUACAAUCUUCUUUUCAGAGUUUGAUCAGUCUUAUCACUCCAAAUUAGCUUGCUUUGGCCCUUGAUUCCAUCUGUAGCAAAAGUUAGCUUCUGUAACAAAGUAAAAGAAUUUCAUGUUAAGAUUUAUACGCAUUAGAAGUAUGAAUAUUAGAAUAUUAGAAGUAUGAAUAAAAAUAACAAACCCUUUUUGCUCUCUUGUCAAUUGGUGUCCAUGUUUGUGGCAGUGAAGGUGAUGAUGACUUUACAGGUUUUGAUGAAUUUGAUAAUUGAAUUGUUCCCUUUUGUUUGUGUUCCAUGUUUUGCAUGUUGCUUUUGCUGUUGCUGUUGCUUUUGUACCUAUAAAAGUCAAGUAUAGAUGGACUUUUUCUCUUUCUAAACUUUGAUGAAUUCCCUGAGUGUCCAAAACAAGGAGCAGAUGAAAUUAAUGGAAGAGAUUGCUGACGAAUCCUGCUCUUUUCCUUAAUUCUGUUUAAAAAAUCUAUAGUCCAUGGUGACCCUUUCUGUGGUUGAGCUGAUGAAAUAGCUUUUGAUAAUGGUGUCUCAUCAUUCUUACAUUCUCCCUUCUCUUUACAAAAAUUCAUUGGAGAAUUCACUAUUGAGGAAGCUUUUAAAUCUGUUUGUGAAUUCAGUGUAAUCUCAGCAGCUGUAGGAAAACUAGGAAGACUCCACCAAUCAUUUUUUCUAGUUCCAUAAUUGUCUGGAGCACUUCUUGUUGGAAAAGAUAUAGUGUGCCCAAAGGUGAAGUCCUCACCUGCCAUGUCAUCAUCACUAAUGUCAAUAACUUGACCUUUAUACCCUUCUUGCAGACCUUUAGAUCUCUGUUUUUCACCAAAAUACAUCUCAUCAAAGUCCAUGUUGAUUUUUGGAGUAUCCCACGUAACAUCAUUAAAUGAGUAAUCCAUGGGCAUGUCAAUGUACUUUCUUUUCUUUGACUCAUGGUCAAUUUUAGGACAACAAUGUCCAGAAUCAUGUCCAGAAGAAACUGAAGAACAGCAAUCUGUCAUUCCUGAUUUAGAAUCUUCUCUUUCUCCAUAUUUACACAAAGCAGUGAACAAUAUGAUGCUUGAUUCAGGAACAAGGUAUUUUUUUACAGCACAAACCCUUUGCUGAUGUGGCAUUUCAAGAAACUGAAUGAGUGAUCCGACUGAUGAGAGUAUUGCAUGAGCUGAGAGGGGAUUAACCGAAGGGAAUCUGGAUAGAAAUGAUUCAGCUAAUGUUUCUGAUUCAGGCAUUUUGGGAUAUAGACCUUUAGUUGACUUUACAGCAUGUGAAAUACAGUUGACUAUUAUCUCAUCAGUUGUAUCACAUGAAUAUGAACAAAAGAGUUGUAAGUCAAUUCCUAGACUUGCUGCAGCUACAUAUAAUUCAGCUGAUGAUUCCAU
This is a messenger RNA of Lactuca saligna, 3882 nucleotides long. NCBI's taxonomy places the organism in Eukaryota, Viridiplantae, Streptophyta, Magnoliopsida, Asterales, Asteraceae. The record is from the annotation of a GenBank genome assembly.